CAUCAACAAAAUACCAUGUUGCUUCCCACUUGGUUUUGCUUCUUCCUCUUCCAGUUCUGCGCCUCCGCCGCCUCUGCGGUGGCACCCACCUCUUCUCUUACCGAUACCCUAAACCCAACUGAAUCCAUCACAGACGGCCAAAUUGUCGUCUCAAAUGGAGGAAAUUUCGCGUUGGGCUUCUUCAGCCCUGGCAUUUCCAGUUACAGGUACGUCGGAAUUUGGUACCACAAAAUUCCUGAAACCACCGUGGUUUGGGUCGCCAACAGAGACAACCCAGUCAACGAUUCUUCCGGAGUUCUCUCCCUGGAUGGGAAUCUAGUCGUCUCUUCCCGUAGCGAUCAGAGACGUCCUCUCUGGUCCACAAAUGUCUCCAUAAGUUCCGACACCACCGUUCUGAAGCUCCUUAAUACCGGAAACCUGGUUCUGUACAGCGGCGGCGAAGGGAAUAGGAUCUUGUGGCAAAGCUUCGACCAUCCUACACACAUGUGGCUUCCUGGCAUGAAACUAGGGUUGGACCGGAAGACAGGUCUGAACCGGGUUCUUACAUCCUGGAAGUCCAAAGACGACCCUGGCCGUGGGAUCUACUCGUACGGGUUCGACCCACGUGGGUUUCCCGAAAUGUUCUUAUACAAGGGAUCGGCCACGAUUUUGCGAAGCGGUUCCUGGAACGGUCGAGUUCUGAGCGGUGUCCCAGAGAUGACCCGAGCCUACCUCUUUAGUUACGCUUUCGUCAACACCACCGACGAGCUCUACAUGAUCUACGACAUCAAUAACCCCUCUAUCUUCUCCACUUUCGUUCUGAACGACUCCGGAACAGUCCAGAGGAUGACGUGGGUAGAUAAGAAUCGUCUAUGGAACAUAUUCUAUACGGCACCCAGAGAUAACUGCGAUGACUAUGGACACUGUGGGGACUACGGAGGCUGUAGCUCGGACAACCCGGUGGAGUGCUCAUGUCUGCCUGGUUUCCAACCUAAGUCUCCUAGAGACUGGUACUUGAGGGAAUGGUCAGAUGGGUGUGUGAGGAAGAGAAGACUUGGGUGUGGUAAGGGAGAUGGGUUCUUGAAGUUGGUAGGCGUGAAGCCUCCUGAUACGACCAUGUCCCUUGUCGACAUGAAUCUGAGUCUCAAGGAAUGCGAGCAAGAAUGCUUGAAUAACUGCUCUUGCUUCGCCUACGCCCCUGCAGAUAUUACCGGCGGUGGUGGUGGCAGUGGCUGUGUUACUUGGUUUGGCAACUUAAUGGACAUUCGAUAUUUUAGUGAUGGUGGCCAGGAUUUCUACCUACGUGUGGAUGCAGUGGAGCUAGCUGCACAAGCAAGAAAAGAUAAAGGAAUUCUUCACAGCAAAGGGAGAGUGAUGAUUCUUACGUUGUCUCUAGUUGUGGUGUUGCUUCUCUUCGCUGCAAGUGUGUAUCUUUUUCUGAAAAAGAGGAAAGGGGCAACUGAGAAGCGGCGGCGGCGAAGCGGAUUCUUAAUUGAUUUCAGAACUAGUUCAAAAAGUUAUAAAAACUCCCCUGCAACUUAUGAGCUUGAAGACAAUGGGACGAAUCCUGAUUUACCAUUUAUUGAAGUAGAUGUUGUUGCAGCUGCCACGGACAACUUCUCUCCUAUUAACAAGCUUGGACAAGGAGGUUUUGGUGCAGUCUAUAAGGGUCGGUUGUUCAAUGGGAAGGAGAUAGCUGUUAAAAGAUUAUCCAGGAAUUCAGGACAAGGGAUGGAAGAGUUCAAAACUGAAGUUCUAUUGAUUGCCAAACUUCAACAUAGAAAUUUGGUUAGGCUCCUAGCUUAUAAUGCCCAAGAAGAAGAAAAGAUGUUAAUCUAUGAGUACAUGCCUAACAAAAGCUUGGACUUUUUUAUUUUUGAUAAAAGUAAAAGGGCCUUGCUCGAUUGGAGAAAACGAUUUGAAAUCAUAGUUGGAAUUGCUCGAGGUGUUCUAUAUCUUCACCAAGAUUCCAGGUUGAGAAUCAUUCAUAGAGAUUUGAAAGCUAGCAAUGUGCUGCUAGAUGAAGAGAUGAACCCGAAAAUUUCAGAUUUCGGUAUGGCGAGAAUUUUUGGAGGAAACCAAAGUCAAGCAAAUACAACUAAAGUUGUUGGGACAUAG
Molecule: messenger RNA, 2097 nt
Organism: Macadamia integrifolia
Lineage: Eukaryota; Viridiplantae; Streptophyta; Magnoliopsida; Proteales; Proteaceae
Product: G-type lectin S-receptor-like serine/threonine-protein kinase RKS1
Exons: 5
Coding region: 16-2097 (693 amino acids)
Biological process (GO): protein phosphorylation; recognition of pollen
Molecular function (GO): ATP binding; protein kinase activity
Source: RefSeq, a predicted model, not a curated record